AUGGCGGCCGACACGCGCACCGUGGGCGUCACUCUGGGGAUCGACAUGGCAAUCGCCCUGGGGUGCUUCAGCGUCUUCAGCCUCCUGCGCGUGGCGCGUUGGAGCAGGCGCUGGUACGCCCCCAGCCGCUUCCGCACCGCGGACGACGCAAUGGCCGUCGCCGUCGGCCCGCCCGGCCACCCGCCGCCCGGCACGCCGCAGCCGCCGCCGCUGCCGCUGACGCUGCUCACGUGGGUCUGGCCCCUACUGCGGCUGCGGGAGGCGGAGGUGCUGCGCGCCACGGGGGGGCUGGACGUGGCCAUGUACCUCAGAGUCAUCCGCUUCGGCCUGACCUUCUUCAGCUGGGUGACCUUGUGGUGCGUGGGCGUCGUGCUCCCGGUGAACUUCACGGGCGGCAACCUGGACAGCGUGCUGGACGCAAACGGCGACGGCGCGGUGGACGCGCCGCCCCAGAUCAAGCUGGGGCCGGGGCUCACGCUGGACGACCUGGCGCAGAACGUCAAGAACAACACCUACGUGUUUUCGAGCCUUGACAAGCUCAGCAUGGCCAACGUGGCGCCGGGGGACAGGCGGCUGUGGGUGCACCUAGUCUCGGUCUACGUCGUCAGCAUCAUAGCCAUGCGGCUGCUGUGGCGGUACUCGACUGAGGCGGUGGAGCUGCGGUACAGGUACCUGGCAGCCGCGUCCCCGGGCGCCGCCAGCCGCACUGUGCUAGUCACGGACAUCCCCGGCCUGCCGCAGGGCACCAUACUCAACCGCGCUCUGCAGGUCGUCAACGGCAUUUUUGGCUGGGCGAUCCCCGGCCCCUGGAAGCGGCGCGUCCGGGAGUCCUGGGAGCGCGCGUUUGGCGUUGCGUACUUACGCAAGGCGCCCUCCGACGACAGCGGCAGCGGCGGCCUCCAUGCUGAGCUGGCGCCCGGGCCGGUCGCGGAGGGGCGGUCGGGGCAGCCGGGCGCUGAUGACCCCGCGGCCGCGGCGGCGGGCGGGAGCGGUCAAGAGGGACGGCGAGGGGACGAGGGCUUUGAGGGGCCGGACGAGUUUGAUGAGGCGUGCACUGUCCGGCUGUCGAUGGCGGACGCGUCGGAGCCUCCGACAGCGCGCGUGUCCACUCUUGACGACGGCGCGCCGGGCCCCGCGGCGGCCGCGGGGCGGGGCCCCGGGGGCGGGGCGGGGCCUGGGGAGGUGCGGCAGCGGACGCCGGACAGCGCCACCGGGCUGCUGGCGCCGGCGCCGCAGUACAGCGAGGCCGAGGCGGGCGCCGAGGGCGGCGUCGGGCGGCUGCGGCGCUGGGGGCGCGAGGCGCUGGGGCUCGUGCGGCGCGGUGGGACCAGGCGGCACGACGAGUGGCGGCGCGCGCACGAGCGGCUGGUCACCGGGAUGGGUGUCGAGGUGAGGGUCCCUGGGGCGCUGCGGAGGGUGUCGCCUGGCUGGGGCGGCGGGGCGGGCGGGCAAUACGACAGCAGAGGCACCGCCGUGCGUGCGGGCGCUGCGGCCGCUUGCCGCAUCUCAGCGCACUCCACUGUCCCUUGA
Molecule: messenger RNA, 1530 nt
Organism: Monoraphidium neglectum
Lineage: Eukaryota; Viridiplantae; Chlorophyta; Chlorophyceae; Sphaeropleales; Selenastraceae
Product: ERD4-related membrane protein
Exons: 8
Coding region: 1-1530 (509 amino acids)
Cellular component (GO): plasma membrane
Molecular function (GO): calcium-activated cation channel activity
Source: RefSeq, a predicted model, not a curated record